Molecule: messenger RNA, 2513 nt
Organism: Heterocephalus glaber (naked mole-rat)
Lineage: Eukaryota; Metazoa; Chordata; Mammalia; Rodentia; Bathyergidae
Source: RefSeq, a predicted model, not a curated record
ACAGGAAGCUGUGCUGGCCGGGGCCCAGUCCCAGCAAGCACAGGCCCCCAGGACCCUGGGGAGAGGGCCAGCUGGGCCAGCCCUGCAGGGACCAUGGGAACAAGAGCUGAAUGGGGUCCUGCCGCCGUGUUUGACUGGUUCUUUGAAGCAACCUGCCCCACCUCCCUACAGGAGGAUCCCCUCAUCCUGCGGCAAUUCCCCCCGGACUUCAGGGACCAGGAAGCCCUGCAGAUGGUGCCCAAGUUCUGCUUCCCCUUUGAUGUGGAAAGGGAGCCCCCCAGCCCUGCUGUACAGCACUUCACCUUCGCCCUUACGGACCUGGCAGGCAACCGCAGAUUUGGUUUCUGCCGCCUGCGCGCUGGCGCCCGGAGUUGCCUCUGCAUCCUCAGCCACCUGCCAUGGUUUGAGGUAUUCUACAAGCUGCUGAACACCGUGGGGGACCUGCUAGCCCAGGACCAAGUCUCAGAGGCCGAGGAACUUCUCCUAAAUCUGCUGCAGCAGGCCCCGCCCGGACCCCAGGCCACAGGGGCGCUGGAGCUGGGCAGCGGCUUGGCCAUCUGCAGCGGUCACGGAGCCCCGCCCCCUGCGCCCGGGAAGAGCAGGCUGCUUUCCUGCUUUGUGGCUCCCGCCUCCGGCUGCCUGCCGUCCAUUCCUGAGAAUAGAAACCUCACUGAGCUGGUGGUGGCGGUGACGGAUGAGAAUAUCGUGGGCCUGUUCGCCGCGCUGCUGGCGGAGAGACGGGUCCUGCUCACAGCCAGCAAGCUCAGCACGCUGACCUCCUGCGUCCACGCGUCCUGCGCCCUCCUGUACCCCAUGCACUGGGAGCACGUGCUGAUCCCCACGCUGCCCCCGCACCUGCUGGACUACUGCUGCGCGCCCAUGCCCUACCUCAUCGGAGUGCACGCGAGCCUUGCGGAGAGGGUGCGGGACAAAGCCCUGGAGGACGUCGUGGUGCUGAACGUGGACUCUAAUACCUUGGAGACGCCCUUCGACGACGUGCGCGCGCUGCCCCCGGACGUGGUGUCCUUGCUGAGGCUGCGGCUGAGGAAGAUAGCGCUGAUCCCCGGGGAAGGGGUGUCCCGUCUCUUCCUCAAGGCCCAGGCCCUGCUCUUCGGGGGGUACCGAGACGCCCUGAUCUGCAGCCCGGGCCAGCCGGUGACCUUCAGUGAGGAAGCCUUCCUGGCCCAGAAGCCUGGGGCGCCCCUGCAGGCCUUCCACCGGCGGGCUGUGCACCUGCAGUUGUUCAAACAGUUCAUAGAAGCUCGGCUGGAGAAGCUCAACAAAGGGGAGGGCUUCUCUGAUGAAUUUGAGCAGGAGAUCAGCUGCUGCGGGGCCUCCUCAGGCACCCUUCGCUCUUAUCAGCUCUGGGCUGACAACCUAAAGAAAGGUGGUGGUGCCCUCCUGCAUUCCGUCAAAGCCAAAGCCCAACCAGCUGUCAAGAACAUGUAUCGCUCGGCCAAGAGCGGCUUGAAGGGUAUGCAGAGUUUGCUGGUAUACAAGGACGGGGACUCUGGCCUGUACAGGGUGGGCUCCCUAAGGGCCCCAUCCCUCACCAGCCGCUCAGAACACCUGCAGCAGCGCCUGCCCAUCACCCAGCACUUUGGACAGAACCGGCCCCUGCGCCCCAGCAGAAGGCGCAGGCUGGAAGAGAGGACUCCUGAGCCCCCUGGGGAGAGGUCACCCCCUUUGAGCCCCGAGGGUCCCCAGGGCCUGUGGGCAGAAGAAGCCCUGGACAGCAGCUUUUUGGGGUCCGGAGAGGAACUGGACUUGCUGAGCGAGAUUCUGGACAGUCUGAGCAUAGAAACCAAGAGUGCAAGCAGCCUUCGGCCCAGCCAGAGCUUAGACUGUUGUCACCAAGGUGACCUGGACACCUGCUUCAGCCUGCCCGACAGACCUGGAAGAACCAGCUGGCAACCAGAUGAUGAGACAGCACCAGAGUGCCAGCCGCACUCCCUGCCUGUGGACUCGUCAACCCUGCAGAACACCCAGCCUUUGGAUGCCACUCUCUCUCCCCAAAACCCCAAUUCCCAGCUGUCCCCCAAGGCCAACCAAAGAAUCCUGUCUCUGUCCCAGUUCUCAACAGCCUCUGCAGACCUGAGAACCAAAGGGGACUCCAAGUCCCCUCCUCUCCCUGACCCCUUACACCUUCCUGUCGUCCCUCUGUACAAGGCAGCCAAGGGUCCCAGAGCCCGGGACAUCCUGGGCUCCAGGCUCUCUGAAAAACCCACCUCUGACACUACCUGGACAUCCCAGUUGCUUGAUUCCUCCCCGGACCCCAGUUGUCCAGAGAACCCCAGAACCCAGCUCCCCGAGGUCCUGCUACAACAUGCUCACCUCCAGCUGGCCGAGGAACAGGGAGCCCCGGAUUCCCCUGCUCUGCCCAUCGACAGCUGGCAAGAGCCCCAGGAUGGAAGGCAGCCCCGAGUGGCUGAUCUAAAGAAGCGCUUUGAGAGUUAGAGAUUGGAGGUCCAGAAGAGACGCCAGUCCCUAAAUAAAGCCACACAGACCCCAAA